CGAAGCACAUUCUGAACGGUGCACAGUGGGGCCAAUGGAGAUCAUUUCACGGAUUAAUUAAAAAAAAAUAUAUGAAGAUCCUUCAAAACUAAGUAUACUUGCUUUAAGUACACAAAAUUCUACAUCACCGCAGAUCUUUUGUACGUAAAUUGUGUUUUUGUAAAGUAAUUCUAAAAAUUUGUAAAACUUAACCAUGGAACCAUCAAACUCAGAUCCAAUAAUUUCAAGCAUGCGAAGAUUGCCAAAAAAGAACUUGCAAAAUUUACCAGAAGAGGCUGUCGAUUUAAUUAUAAGUGAUGAGUAUGGAAAUAGCGAUGAUGAUAGUGAAGAUGUUGAUGAUGAUGAUAAUGAUGAUGAUGAUGAUGACGUCGACGAUGACGAUGAUGAUGUUAGUGAAGGUGACAAUUAUUACAAUGAGAGUUUAGAUACAGAUGGCAUCGAUAUUAAAUAA
Molecule: messenger RNA, 451 nt
Organism: Zeugodacus cucurbitae (melon fly)
Lineage: Eukaryota; Metazoa; Arthropoda; Insecta; Diptera; Tephritidae
Product: trigger factor-like
Exons: 3
Coding region: 194-451 (85 amino acids)
Source: RefSeq, a predicted model, not a curated record